GCUCCGGGAGCCCGUCGGGACCCGUCAAUGGCUUCCAGCGCCUCCCGCGGGCCGCGCUGCCGGGAGCGGAGCCGCCGGGGCCGCUCGGGGAAGAGCUCGGUGGGCGGCGGGCGCAGCCGGAGCCGGAGCCGGGAGCUGGCGGGCGAGCCCCGGGCUCUCCGGGAACUGUUGCCGCUUGGAGAUCUGGAUCCUUUGGCCCACUCUGAGGAGGGAGUAGAAGCUGCCAAGUCUCCAAAACAACCUAUCCGAAAUCAAAACCCCAAAGGCAGUCCCAGUGACCCCAAUGGUCCAGUCCCCGCAGAGACUGAGGGUCAUGGGGAGGCCUCGAGGACCUCUGAGAACGGGGCUGUGCUGCCCCAAAAGACACCCAGGAAGCGCGGGCGGAAGUCCAAGACGGAGAUGCUGCUGCUGAAGCUGUCUCAGGACGUGGAGUGCCCGACCCCGGAGCCCAUCUGCGUACAGAAGAUGCUGGGAAGCAGCGAAACUGCAGAAAUCCUAGACAGCCCCCACAGCGGGCGGCCCAAGAGGCGAGCAGCCAAAGUGGCUUUGCUGUACCUGCAGGAGCUGGCAGAGGAGCUGACAUCAGUGUACCAGCCUCCAGCUCCCACCGAGGGUGCCCAGGAGCCACAACCAGAGCUUGAGCAUAUCCAGAAGAAGCGUCGAAGCCGGAAGAGAAAGGAGAAUGAAGCAGAUAGUGAUGACCCUGCCCAAGAUGCUGACUUUGUGCCCUCAAAGGAAAUACUGCUGCAGGCUGAGGAGGAAGAAGGGAGUGAGGAACCACUCAGUGAAGAAUCAGAGCCAGAGCUAGAGGUCCUCCGAGGACACAGUGGGAAGACAUCAUCUGCAGGGAGAUCCAAGCCCCAGUGCCGAGGCCUCGCUCCCAACGGCUUCCACAAUUCCAUCAUGGCCCCAGUGGAGAAAUGCUACAGCCUCACCUGCAGCCUGCGGGAGCAGAAGUACUCACAGUGGGAGUUUCCUGACUGGAUCCCUUUAGUGCACAACUGGACAUGCCUCUCUGAAAGCGAAGCUGCUCCAUACCUGCCAGCAGAGGAGAAGUCUCCCUUCUUCUCCAUCCAGCGGGAGGGCAUCGAAGACAAUGGUGUCUUGUACAGGGUAAACAGGUUCAGCUCCCUGCAGCCCCAUGAGGAGCGCCUGGACGUGUCCUUCUUUGUGGGUGGCCCUGUGUGGGCCAUGGAGUGGUGUCCGUCCCCGGAGGGCUCCAUGGCCUCUCAGUAUGUGGCUGUCUACUGCCACAGGAGCAUGGAGGAGACCCACAGCAUGGCUGGGCUCCACGGAGGCCCUGCACUUCUGCAGCUUUGGGGCCUGGGCAUGCUGCAGCCGGAGCAGGGCUCUGCAGACAACGCUGGCCUGGCUUAUGCCAUUGCUGCUGAUCAUGGCUGCGUCUGGGACAUGAAGUUCUGCCCUAGCGGUGCCUGGGAGCUGCCCACCACUGCCAGGAAGCACCCCCAGAUGAGCCGGCUGGGCCUGCUGGCCGUGGCUUUCUCGGAUGGCAAGGUGGUGCUGUACUCCCUCCCGCACCCCGGGGCCCUGCGGCGCUCCAAGAGAAUCCAGGUAAAAGAUGGGUCCUUCCACAAGCCCAUUAUCUGCAAGGUGCAGGGUAUUGCCACGCUCCAGGUGGGCUCUGUUCAGGCAGGAAAUGCAUCUGAGUGUGGGCAGUGCUUCAGCCUCUCGUGGAUGCCAUCCAAGCCCCACCAUUACCUUGCAGCUGGUUUUUAUGACGGCACUGUGGCUGUCUGGAACCUGCUCACCAAGUCCCUGCUGCAAUGUGUGCACCAGCCCAAUGGCUCCUUCAAGCUCUAUCCUUUCCAGUGCUUUCUAGCCCAUGACCACGCAGUCCGGAGCAUCGAGUGGUGCAAGGCCGACAGCAACUUCCUGGUCACAGCAGGGAGCGACCGUAAGAUCAAGUUCUGGGACCUGCGGCGGCUCUAUGAGCCCAUCAACAGCAUCAAGAGGUUCCUCAGCACAGAGGUGGCUUGGCUGCUGCCCUACAAUGGAGUCACCGUGGCCCAGGACAACUGUUAUGCCUCUUACGGUCUCUGUGGGAUCCACUACAUUGAUGCAGGGUAUUUGGGCUUCAAGGCUUAUUUUGUGGCACCUCGCAAGGGGACUGUGUGGAGCAUCUCUGGCUCAGACUGGCUGAACACUGUGGCUGCGGGAGACAUGACUGGUGAGCUGGUGGCUGCGGUGCUGCCCGACCUGGCCAUCAACCCCCUCAACGUCAAGCGCACUUCAGACCGUAGAUUUCCUGUCUACAAAGCUGACCUGCUGCCCUGCAGCCCUGAUGGGUCAGAGGGCAGUGAGCUGGUGCCCCCACUGACCAGGCGCUACAGCGAGAUGGUGACCAAGAGCUACAUCCUAUUCCGGGACACAGACCUGCGCAGCUUCAAGAACUUCUCCAGCCGGGAGCCCAUGCGCAGGAUGCACACACAGGAGAUGAAGGCAGAGCUGAGUCUCGACCGCCUGCAGCUGGAGUCUGUGCACAAGGUGCGCUUCAGCCCCAACCUGGACUCUCAUGGGUGGCUGGUGUCGGGGGGGCAGGCGGGCAUUGUGCGGGCACACUGCCUGGUGGGGCUGGCCUCCGCUGGGAGCCGCCGGCUCCUGCCGCAGUACCGUGCCCGCUUCAGCUCCCUCUAUGGGGAUGAGCCUGGCAGCCCCACUGGGUGCUCCCCGCUGCCACCAGCAGAGUAGCAUGGUGGGUCCCUCAUGCUGCUGCCAUGUGUUCUCACCCCAGGCAGGAGCUGGGGCUGGGACAGGCUGUGCUCUCCUGGGGGGCUGUGUACCCCCUCUCGGUGCUUCUUGCCCUCUGGGCCCCACCUCAGGGGAGGGACGGCUGCUCCUGGCUGCCACCAGGGAUGCUCAGGACGCUCAUCCUCGUGCUCUGGGCCCAGGAGGAUCCUUUUGCGCUGUUUGGUGCGGUAGGGGGGGUGUUGGGACUGGUGCAUGUCCCUGGCUUGAGCUGUGGUUCUUGGGGCCUGAUGCCAGGGAAGUACCCAUAGACCCCCUUCUCUGUGGGGCUGUGCUUGUGCUGACCACCCCCAUGCAGGGGGCUGGGGGAGCCCAGCCAUGUCGUGGGCAGGGCUGAUGGGGCCGGCAUGGGGGGCCGGCAGCUCUGGAGUUGCUCACAUUGAGCUGUGUUCAGCUGUGCAGUAAAUGUGAUGUUUUGUAAA
Messenger RNA from Melopsittacus undulatus (budgerigar), 3188 nucleotides. It is a transcript of the gene GTF3C2, whose product is annotated as general transcription factor IIIC subunit 2. The record is from RefSeq and is a predicted model, not a curated record. Gene Ontology annotation, biological process: transcription by RNA polymerase III. Lineage: Eukaryota; Metazoa; Chordata; Aves; Psittaciformes; Psittaculidae. Bases 28 to 2709 code for a protein of 893 amino acids. Gene Ontology annotation, molecular function: protein binding. The transcript is spliced from 18 exons. Gene Ontology annotation, cellular component: transcription factor TFIIIC complex.